AUGGACAUCUUCAAGGGGUACAAUUCCCUGGUCCGUCCCGUUCCUAACAGCACUUCCACUCCUGUGGAGAUAUCUUUUAGUUUGGCCAUGGUUUUAUUGAUCAGUGUCGACGAAAAAAAUCAAAUCAUGCAAACAAACGUGUGGCCGACAAUGGUAAGGACCUGUAACUCUCACAAUAACACGUUUUAGAGAUGGACUGAUUAUCAAAUGAGGUGGGAUCCACGGAAAUAUGGGGGAAUUCAAACUGUCAGACGUAGGUUUAAGUGAAUUAUAAAAUAAAAUGGUGUCCUUCAUUUGGUGCUGGCCUAACAUAUUUAUAUCAAAUGUUGUAAAAUUGUUUGACCAGCUAGCUUCUUGUGCGACGCUCAGAUUUUGAUGAAACUUGGCAUAGAUUUCGAAUAAUUUUUUCUAAAAUAUAUGCGAGAAUCGUAGCUCGCGCUUUGCAGAAACCGCUGAGAUUUUUAGAUCGAAAGUCGGGGAAAAUUUAGGACUUUUUGCCGAAUUUCGGCACGAAAAGUUGCAUACCUAUUUCUACCGUAAAGGGUAAUGGUUCCACAAAAAAUCAUUUUUUUCCGCACGAAACUGCCAAAGUUAUGGCUAAAAAGUGUUUUUUCUCGGACCGCUCUCCGCGUUAGGCGUACUCUCUCCGCGGCAAAAACGGUUCAAUAUGUCGGUGGCGCUUGCAAAGCACGAGCUAAAACUUUCAGGAAUUGAUAUUUAGUCAAUGCCCGACGUGUGUGCAAAUUUAAAGAAAAUCUUGGGGUACUUCCCGUAUUAGCCAAAGACUCGAAUAUUUUCCAAGUCCGAUAAACUCAGUUGGAAAUCAUUGCAAACAUUUUCUAAGUUUCACCCAUUUCGGGCUCCAAAAUUUGGAAUGAAAACGUCAGUAUAAUUGUCAGUAUAAUGGCCUCCAUAAACUUGGGCCCGCCAUAUUUGGACAAACAAAGGGGGGCCUCAGCUUCAAUUUGGUACUAGUCGCGGCAAAAAGUCCUUAGAAUUUUUCGCGGCCUCCGAAAUGUUGAUUUGUCGCUGCGAAAAACGGGAAUCGCGCGCGACAAUAAGGCAAAAUCAACAAAAUUGCACAGUGCAAAAUGUGUUUUCGGGUGAAUGCACAGUGCGGAGUCGCAGAAAAUUCUAAGGACUUUUUGCCGCGACUAGUAUUUCAUAAAAAUUGGUGCAUUAGUGGCGGAGAAAUACUUUACAUAAGUUUGGAAGCCAUCAUGUAGACAAAAAAAAGAUAAAGUCAAAAAUGAUUAGAUUUACAAUUAAUUUAUAAAACGCAUUCUUUGUAUCAAAUGAAAGGCUGUUUAUAAAAUUAUUACAAUUAUAUAAAGAUGGUGACAUACGUACGCAUCAAAUCCAAUGUCGUGGCCAGAAACCGCAAUUUCUUCUCUGUUGAAUAACAUUGUGUAAUAUUGCGCAAAUUCCUGCUCUCUCCCUGUGGAGAUUUUUUUCUUUUUUUCUCUGCUCAGACAAGAAUUGCGCAUUUCUUUUCUAGAGGCCUAACAGAAUUUCUGGCCGCGACACCCGAUUUGAUGCGUAUGUCACCAUCCUUAUAUGUAUCAGAAAUAUUAUUUUAGUGCCUCCGGACAAAGUUUGGCUACCGGAUAUCGUACUUUUCAACAAGUGAGUUUGAUCUGUAAGGUAUAGUUGUUUUUUAUAGCGCUGAUGGAAACUACGAAGUUUCAUUUUACUCGAAUGUGGUAGUAGAACACACUGGAGAGAUGCUUUGGGUUCCUCCAGCCAUCUACAAGAGCUCCUGCACAAUCGACGUGGAGUUUUUUCCCUUCGACGAACAAACUUGUGCCAUGAUUUUUGGAUCUUGGACAUUCAACCAGCACGAAGUCACAAUCAAAUAUUUGAUGGGGAAACGACAGGUGGAAUUAAAUGAUUACUCGCCCUCAGGGAUCUGGGAUGUGAUGGAAGUGCCGGGGGAAUUGAUCCAGGAAAAGAGCAAAAUUGCAUAUCAGAUUAAAAUAAGACGGUAUGUUUACUGUGACUUUUAAAAAAAUAAUAAUUGAUUCUUCAGAAAAACAUUGUUUUACACAGUAAUCCUGAUCAUCCCCACAGUUCUGAUGGCCUUUUUAAGUAUGAUGGUGUUCUACCUCCCAGCCGAGGCCGAUGAGAAGAUCACAUUAUCCAUCUCCAUCCUUUUGGCUUUGGUGGUUUUCCUCCUCCUCGUCUCCAAAAUCCUCCCUCCCACAUCUUCCACAAUCCCAUUGAUGGCCAAAUAUUUAUUGACGACCUUUUGUCUGAAUAUAGUCACCAUUCUAGUUACUGUGGUCAUUAUCAACAUCUAUUUCCGAGGCCCAACAACUCAUACAAUGCCGAUUUGGGUGAAGCGUAUCUUCUUGCAAUACAUGCCAUUGUUUUUGUGUAUGAGACGUCCAAAUAUUGAGAAUCUGCAAAACACACAAAAGAAAUCUUUUGGGAAAGUCAAUUAUGUGCCCGGGGAAUUCAUUGAGAUGUCAAAACCCAAGGUAGAAUAUGCCCACAUUUGUUUGUAAAAUGGAAUAUUGUGCAGUCAUCCUUACUCGAAAAUCAACUUUUUUUAGGUCAGUCAUCAUCCUCAUUGUCAUCGCCAUGAUCUUCUGCCUCAUGUUGAGACAGCCUUAAACAGAAAGCUGAAUGAUUAUAAGGCCGAGUUCAACGAGAUGCUAAGCGAAGAAGCAAUCAAAGCCAUGGACGCCGUGGAUUACAUCACUCAACAUCUCAAACGAGUCAAUCGUUAUAAAAAGGUAGUCCGGUCACGUUAAAGGGCCAGCACAGCUACUUUUGAAACGCGAUUUGGUGUUUUCAAGCACCAUUACUCUUUCACGUCGUUAUUGGUGCAGCAGACGAAGAAAUUUAGUGGGGAUUCCGUGUGCCAAGCCGUAAAAAGCGCGAUUCAAAAGCAUUACUGGCCCUCUAAUUGUAUUCCCUUUGCAGAUAAAAGAUGAAUGGAAAUACGUGGCAAUGGUAAUCGACCGAUUGUUAUUGUACGUCUUCUUCGCCGUGACGGUGGGUGGUUCGAUGGGGAUUCUGCUUAGCGCCCCCAACGUAUUCGAAUACGUGAACCAGACUGCCGUCAUCGAACGGCUCACCAAGUCCGCCGAACAAGAGCUCAUCCCUUGA
Bursaphelenchus xylophilus (pine wood nematode) is the source of this 3114-nucleotide messenger RNA. Lineage: Eukaryota; Metazoa; Nematoda; Chromadorea; Rhabditida; Aphelenchoididae. The record is from the annotation of a GenBank genome assembly.